This is a messenger RNA of Branchiostoma floridae (Florida lancelet), 3347 nucleotides long. Its product is annotated as arylsulfatase B-like. The record is from RefSeq and is a predicted model, not a curated record. NCBI's taxonomy places the organism in Eukaryota, Metazoa, Chordata, Leptocardii, Amphioxiformes, Branchiostomatidae. The coding region runs from base 93 to 1715 and encodes 540 amino acids. The transcript is spliced from 10 exons.
UUGAAAAAAAACAAUGCACGAACUGUUCACAAAGGUAACAUUUUCUCUAUCUGCAACCAUUACAGCUGUAAAAGUGAUGCUCGUAGCCAAGAAUGGUCUUAAGAAUUGGUCUAAUGGGCAGAGCUUGCUGGGUCUUAUUGCAUCGCCGCGUUGGCCUUUUUAUUGUGUUCUGCACUGUGUUGUUGGUGCUGUGGCAGUUGUCAUCUCUUCUCACUGAUGUCGAUUCACCCCGCUUUGUCAAGUCUUCAAGGUCCGAUACAGUAGCGAACAAGAGGAAAAGCAAACCACACAUCGUAUUCAUCUUGGCAGACGAUUAUGGAUGGAAUGACAUUGGGUACCAUGGCUCAUUUAUACAAACACCUAAUCUUGACAGGCUGGCAUCAGAGGGAGUGAAGUUAGAGAACUACUAUGUCCAGCCUAUAUGUAGCCCAUCAAGGGAGCAGCUUAUGACGGGUAGAUAUCAGAUUCACUAUGGACUGCAGCAUAGUGUGAUAACACAUGACCGCCCUCAUGGUCUCCCAUUGGAUGAAGUGACUCUGCCUCAAAAGCUCAAAGACAAUGGGUACUCCACACACCUAGUCGGCAAAUGGCAUCUGGGCUUCUUUAGACGAGAAUAUUUACCAUUGAGACGAGGCUUUGAUACUUUUUAUGGUUUUUUAACAGGUGGUGAAGACUACUGGUCCCACAGACGGCCUAACAUUUAUUCAACGGAUGCUUCAGAGUAUCAUGGGUUGGACCUGAGAGACCAAGAUAAACCAGUCCUCGAUCAGAAUGGAACAUAUUCAACUCACUUAUUCCAAAGGAAGGCAAUCGACAUUAUUGCUCACCAUGACCGAAAUAAGCCUAUGUUUCUAUACCUAUCAUUUCAAGCGGUACAUGCACCUCUUCAAGUACCAGACGAAUAUGUUGAAAAAUACAAGGACGUACAACACAUUCUAAUUAAAAAAUAUGCCGCCAUGGUAACGGCGAUGGACGAGGCGGUCGGGAAUGUCACAGACGCCUUAAAAGAUAGCGGACUAUGGGAUAACACCGUGCUGAUAUUUUCUACUGAUAAUGGUGCAAGAAGAAGCGCCGGUAGUAAUUGGCCAUUACGAGGCUGGAAGAAUACUUUGUGGGAGGGAGGAAUCCGCGGUGUCUGCUUCGUCACCAGCAAUCUUCUAGAGAGAAAGGGAACAAAAAGUGAUGCUCUUAUUCACAUCUCUGAUUGGUUCCCAACACUUAUAUACCUUUCACAUGGGUCUACUCACGACACAAAGCCUUUGGAUGGGUUUGAUGUUUGGGACUCAAUAAGCACGGGGGCAAAAUCCCCGAGAGAGGAGAUCCUUCUCAACAUUGACCCUCUGAAGUGCAAGAUGGGAUUUACCUGCGCUUCUGGCGGUGGCAACUUUAACACGUUGACGUAUGCCGCCAUUAGGUCAAGAGACUGGAAGUUAUUGACAGGUUUUCAAGACCAGGGUGGCUGGAAGCACAGAAAAACAUCCGGAAACCACUUUGAAAAACCAACGGACUCUCCGAACAAACACCUUUGGCUUUUCAAUAUCAAAAACGACCCGCAAGAGAGAACGGAUCUGUCAGAAAAGUACCCGGAUGUCGUACAAGACCUUCUGAUGAAGUUGAAGACCUACAAUAGGACAGCCGUUCCUCCAUUCUGGCCUCCACGUGACCUGAGGGCAAAUCCUGCUCUACAUGGAGAUGUUUUUGGACCUUGGCUAUAAGAGAAAUUCAAACGAGCUUUUGCCUUAUUCAUCUGGCCAUAAUCUUGUGAUUUUACGAUAGGAAUAUUCUGUAUAGAGAAUGUUUUGCUGAUGAAGUUGAUUUAUUUUGUCUUAAAAAACCCAAGACGGUACAAUAAAAUCACCUAAUAAAUUCGACUUGUCUGCAGUCUGCAACAGGCUCUCAUACAAUUUUCAAACUACUUGUAAAUCAGGUAAUGAAAACUGAGCAGGCGUAAUAUAUAACUUUUCGUGAAAUUGUGCCUUGAGGGAGUUAUACCUCUUCAAAAUUACAAACAGCUGUAUUUCUAUCAUUUCUUGGCAACGCCUUGUCUUAUAGUAAUAGUGUGCGUCCGUUUGUCAAGUAUUUCCAGAAUUAUUCAGGUACGUCUGAAAUUUUCCACGCGUGCGUAGUAGAAUUAACUGAGUAUUCAAUGCAAAUUUGAUUGAAAGUAGCUUUCAGGUGAUUGAUUUAUUCUCUGCUGCGUGUCUAAGAAACACAUGUACCGUUUUUGCCAAUUUGCUUCCUUCAGCGCAGGAAACAAUGUCAUAUUUUAUAUCUGUUCAUUGCAAAUGCCAGUUGACGUUACAGAUUUUAAUACCCCUUAUGUUUCUGAUAAGAAUGUACUAAAAAUGCUACGGAGUAUUUGAACAAAACAAAAAGUUACUGUAGCUUUUCCUACUUUUUCUUUACGUUGUUAGUUCAAUCAACCCUAUAGCAUUGCAUACCAAUAUUCAGGAAGAGAUUCUGCGACAUCAGCAUGAUGUAUAAGCAUGAUGUAUAAAAAUUGUGAUCUUCUAACAAACAGAUGGGCACAGACAGUUGGUCAUGCCUCUGUGUUCUAUUAGCCUGGCUUCCCAGUGGGGGGACAGUUGACAGUUUCGAGUACACUACAGUAGAUUAUUUUUCUGCACAAGGUUUCUUGCAGUUUUGAAAAGAAUAUGACCUCAGCUUGUUGAUACCUUACAAAAUAGACUUUGUUUAUGAUUUUAUGCUAUUUUAGAAUGAUUAGAUAUGGUAAUUUCCAAAGAAGAGGAAAUUGACUGUGCUCUUAUCUCCAGUCUGCCAUGUUUGUUGUGCUAACUGAUUACCCCACCCCGGGGGACCUACUGGUGGCAAGCAUGCUGUUAUUGAGAAACAGGAGGGUCUAACUCGGGAGGUCAACAGGUUACAGCGUGCCUCGAGUGGAAUGUUUUGUAGGCUAAUCCUUUAUGUUGCAAAUGUGAAAUAAUGACACAAAAGUGUCAAAAAAUGGUAGUAAAUCUGAGAUUUCUUAGUUCUAAAAUAUUUCGAAUUUGAGCGAAAAAAAUCCGUAGCAUACCUUUAAAGAAACUGGGCACAAAAGGAAAACUUGUGUAAUUUUCUUUCCAAUGAUAUCAAACUCAUUAUCGUUUUUCAUUUACGGAAUACGCACUAGGCCUGCUUACGUGAGUGGGUCACACAAAAAAUUGCCAAACUUUUACCGCUUCUGUUCAACAAUGAUUCAAUCAAUCGUUAUCACGUCACGUUUGUUAUACAGAACAUUCAAGUUUAUCUUUAACACACCUGGAGUAUGUGAUGAUCGUUAACUCAUAGGACGAGCACCAUGUCUGCUUGACGUACAGGGGGUCACAAAAUAAAUUACCCUACCAGCA